Carica papaya (papaya) is the source of this 1835-nucleotide messenger RNA. It is a transcript of the gene BT4, whose product is annotated as BTB and TAZ domain protein 4. Lineage: Eukaryota; Viridiplantae; Streptophyta; Magnoliopsida; Brassicales; Caricaceae. Gene Ontology annotation, molecular function: protein binding. The record is from RefSeq and is a predicted model, not a curated record.
CCUGCUAUAAUCUUGAUGAUUCUCUAUGGCCAAAAUGAUUUUCUUUUUUUUGUUUGGUUGUUAAAUUUCUGAGUUGUUUGAGGUGAUGGAGGUGACGGUGAUGUUGUUGAAAAUAUCUGGACGGCUACUUUUUUCUUGCGUACGCGAAUUGUCAAAUUGCGGAUACUUCCAAAAACUAAUUAUGGUUAAAAAUUCUCGGAUUGAAAAAGAAAUAUCUGAAAUUAACUCUAAAUUAUUGCACAUGUGGGGGAAAAAGGCAAUUGAAAUGACUAUAUAAGAUGGAUGGAUUUCAUUUGAGGCGGCACAUUUCUAGUGGCAUUUGCUCUGUUCUAUUGUCGAUUAGUUCCCAAGUUCGAUACAUCUCUAUAGCCUGCGUCUCUAAUAAUCUACACUUCUCCAAUCUCUGGAUUGUGUUUUUUUUUUCCCCUUCUUCGUCUCUUUUGGCAACUCGAUCUAAUAUUGAAAGAAAGCUGAGAAACUGGUGCUAUAAAGAUGGAGAAUUUUUGUGAACAAUCUUCCCAACCUGUCAAGAAUUCACCUCCUUUGCCUCCUCCAUCACCUAUUAGAUCAAAAGUUGAUGUUCAUAAAAAGGGGCUGAUCAUCAAUCCAUCAGAUCGAAGAGGACAUAGCUCUGCCUCCACUGCCACACAAGAUUUAUGUGAGCGCCUCUUCAAUGAAGGAUACAGAGCAGAUGUCACUAUUAAUACUGAUAAUGGUGGCGUCAUCUAUGCACAUGCUAAUAUCAUUGGAACGGCUUCUCUUGUAAUUAAAGGCAUGUUAAAGCAAACAAAUAGAUUAGGUCGCUGGCGAUCAAUUUCAAUCCGUGGCGUUCCAGAAGAUGCAGUUCGAGCUUUCAUUCGGUUCUUAUACUCUUCCUGUUAUGAGAAGGAAGACAUGGAGGAAUUUGUGACAUCUCUGCUGGUUCUUUCGCAUGUGUACGUAGUUCCUCAACUGAAACGAAUCUGCGAAUGGCACCUAGAGCAUGGUUUGCUUACCACAGAGAAUGUAGUUGAUAUUUUCCAACUUGCAUUGCUCUGUGAUGCUCCCAGACUUGGCAUCAUUUGUCAUCGUAUGAUCCUAAAGAACUUCAGGGAUGUUUCUGCAACCGAAGGUUGGAAAGUGAUGAAGAAGAGCCAUCCAGUGCUUGAGAAAGAACUUUUGAAGUCUAUGAUUGAUGAAGAAAAGAUGCAAAAAGAGAGGAUCAGAAAACUGAAUGAAAGAAAAAUGUAUUUGCAGUUGUACGAUGCAAUGGAAGCUCUUGUCCAUAUAUGCAGAGAUGGGUGUAAGACAAUAGGACCACAUGAUAAGGAUUUUAAACUGGAUCAGGCACCUUGUAAGCACGCAGCCUGCAAGGGACUGGAAUUGCUUAUACGCCAUUUUGCUGGCUGCAAGUUGAGAGUUCCCGGCGGUUGUGUUCAUUGCAAGAGAAUGUGGCAACUCCUGGAGCUACACUCUCGUCUUUGUGCCGAUUCAGAUCUCUGCAGAGUUCCUCUGUGCAGGAAUUUCAAGGAGAGGGUUAAAAAACAGAGCAAGAAAGAUGAAAUUAAGUGGAAAAUUCUUGUAAAAAAGAUUCUGAGAGCAAAGGGAAUAGGUGGGUCGCCAUUCUUUUCAUUGGCAAGCUCCAUCUCUCUGUGAUAGUGAAGGCCUGAAUCUCUUAGACCAGCUUCAAUGUAGAUUUUCUUGUAAAUUGCCUUUUCUAUAAGAGAAGAAAAAUGGCAGUUUGAUUGACUGUAUUCUUUGUACUUACAUUAUGCCAAAUCAUGAAUGAAGAGAAUCCAAAUCACCUUAUUUCUAAGUGAAUGGAAUCCAACAUUGACCCACGUUUGGUUUGAUCA